CAUCAGCACACGCAAAGAGGUGCACUUGUAAUCCACGCCGCUCACUUGCCGAUGUACUACUGAUAGUGUGAGAGCAUCCAGCAGAAGAGAGAGGAGAUAUUCUAAACCACGCGCAUACCCAUGCUUGGAUUUGGCUUUGUUUUUCUUCGCCAAUGCAAAAGGAAAUAUGCAACGAAGCCUCGCACUGCUCUGCACCAGUUUUCUGGGAUUGUGCUUCGGUUCCAGUUUCCCAAGUAAUAUCAACAUAGGAGGGUUAUUCCCAACCGAAUCGCAUGAAUAUGAGGUGUUUCGUUUCGCUCUCUCGCAACACCAGGAAAUCCCCAAAUUGGUACCUCAAGUGGAUAUGGUCAAAAUGGGGAAUAGCUUCUCCAUGACAUAUGCUUUCUGUUCACAGUUCUCAAAAGGAGUGUAUGCCAUUAUUGGGGUAUACGACAGGAAGACCGUGAACAUGCUGAUGUCAUUCUGCGGUGCGCUACAUGUCUGCUUUGUGACACCCAGCUUCCCUAUGGAAAACUCCAAUCAGUUCGUCAUCCAGCUGAGACCCGAACUGCAGGACGCCCUAGUUGGCAUAAUUGAACACUACAAGUGGAGCACGUUCGUCUACAUGUACAGCUCAGACUCUGGACUGUCAGUUCUGCAGAAGGUUCUGGAUACAGCAGCAGAGCGUAACUGGCGGGUGACCUCUGUGAAUGUGGAGACAAUGACAGAGGCUUCCUUCCUCAAAGUGUUCCAGGACCUUGACAAAGGGAAGCAGGGCCAGAUCAUCAUCGACUGUGAGCUGGAAAGGCUUACCUCCAUCCUGAAAAAGAUCGUUGAGCAGGGUAAGAACGUGAAGAGUUACCACUACAUCCUAGCAAACCUGGGGUUUCUGGACGUAAACCUGACAGAGUUUAAAAAGGGUGAGGCUAAUGUAACAGGCUUCCAGUUGGUGAACUAUGCAGACCCAAACGUCAGUAGGAUUGUGCAGCAGUGGAUGGAAUUUGACAACAAAGAUGCCAAAGUUCCCAAACGAGGACUGAAGUAUACUGGAGCUCUCACCUAUGAUGGGGUCAAAGUCAUGUCCACAGCCUUCCAGAACCUCCGCCGGCAGAGGAUAGAUAUUUCUCGUCGUGGAAAUGCUGGAGAAUGCCUGGCCAACCCACCAGCACCUUGGGGCCAAGGCAUCGAUAUUCAGAGAGCACUUCAGCAGGUUCGGAUUGAGGGCUUGACGGGACACAUUCAAUUUAACGAGAAAGGAAGACGGACAAACUAUACUGUCAGUGUGAUGGAACUCAGGCCGACAGGACCAAAGAAAGUGGGUUACUGGAAUGAGGAUGAGAAAUAUGUGAGCACAGCAGCCUACAUCCCUGGAAGUAAUGAAACUUAUGGACUUCAGAACCGCACAUAUAUUUUUACCACCAUUCUGGAAUCUCCAUAUGUUAUGCUGAAGAAGAACCAUGAAAAUUUAAAUGGAAAUGAAAAGUAUGAAGGUUACUGUGUGGAAUUGGCAGCAGAGAUAGCCAAACAUGUGGGAUACCAAUACAUACUGAAGAUAGUGGCUGAUGGGAAAUAUGGAGCCAGAGAUCCUGAGACCAAAAUGUGGAAUGGAAUGGUGGGAGAGCUUGUCUAUGGUAAAGCUGAUGUAGCAGUCGCCCCACUAACCAUCACCUUGGUCAGAGAGGAAGUGAUUGAUUUCUCCAAGCCCUUUAUGAGCCUCGGCAUCUCCAUCAUGAUCAAAAAGCCCACCAAGUCCAAGCCUGGUGUUUUUUCCUUCCUGGACCCUCUGGCCUAUGAAAUCUGGAUGUGUAUUGUGUUUGCCUACAUCGGCGUGAGCGUUGUGCUUUUCCUAGUUAGCCGCUUCAGUCCAUACGAGUGGCAUGCAGAUGACUAUGAGGAAGGAGUUGAGCAGAACCCUAACCAGCCCUCCUCAUCAUCAGGACAACUGGGCCAGGGCCAACAGAACCAGAACCAGCAGAGUCAGGAGCAGACCAAUGAGUUUGGCAUCUUCAACAGCCUCUGGUUCUCACUGGGAGCAUUCAUGCAGCAGGGCUGUGAUAUUUCCCCCAGGUCUCUCUCUGGUCGAAUCGUGGGUGGUGUGUGGUGGUUCUUCACCCUAAUCAUCAUCUCCUCAUACACAGCCAACCUCGCAGCUUUUCUCACUGUAGAGAGGAUGGUGUCGCCCAUUGAGAGCGCUGAGGAUUUGGCCAAACAGACUGAGAUUGCUUAUGGAACUCUAGACGCUGGCUCCACCAAAGAGUUCUUCAGGAGGUCAAAGAUUGCAGUAUUUGAGAAGAUGUGGUCCUACAUGAAGUUAGCAGAUCCCUCAGUGUUUGUGAAAACCACAGAUGAAGGAGUUGUACGUGUAAGAAAAUCCAAGGGGAAGUACGCAUACCUGCUGGAGUCCACUAUGAACGAGUACAUCGAGCAGCGCAAACCCUGUGACACUAUGAAGGUCGGAGGGAACCUGGAUUCUAAAGGCUACGGCAUUGCAACACCUAAAGGAUCUGCUCUCAGAAACCCAGUAAACCUGGCAGUGUUAAAACUGAAUGAACAAGGCCUGUUGGACAAAUUGAAAAACAAAUGGUGGUACGACAAGGGAGAGUGUGGCAGCGGAGGAGGUGAUUCCAAGGACAAGACGAGUGCUCUUAGCCUCAGCAAUGUGGCUGGGGUCUUCUAUAUUCUGAUCGGUGGUCUGGGUCUAGCCAUGCUGGUGGCCCUGGUGGAGUUCUGCUACAAGUCCAGAACAGAGUCCCACAGAAUGAAGCAAACCAUCAACGAUGCCAUGCACUGCUCCACACUGACCAGGAUGAGUGGUAAUGGUAGUGGCGGAGAGAACGGUCGGGUCAUCACUCAUGACUACCCCAAAGCUGUGCAGACGUUGCCAUGUAUGAGCCACGCAGCCAGCAUGGGCCUGGGAGCCUCUGGCAUGUGACCAGCCUGAUGGAGCACCACGAAUCACAUGUAACGCACGGACCUCCCGUUCACCUGCAGUCUGCCCUUGUGUCUGUCUGCCCUAAACAGACACGCCGUACUGCCAAAAUGCACUCUUUACGACUCUGCUCAGUGAACAGCCACCAAUAAAACUCUUUUCUAUAGAAAAAAACAGAAAAAAAAAAAACAUUUAAAAAAAGGAAAAAAAUGUGCUGCAAUAACAAGCCUGUGGGACUUUUUUUUGGGGGGGGUAAAUACAAGUGUUCGUUUAUGUCAUGAAUUUAAAAAACAAAAAAGACAUGUCUUGUGUCUGAUUUGACACUUGCGCUGUGCCAAUAUUAUAAACCUGUUUACUUCUGUCUGAUUGUGCAAUAUUUUUGUUCAUAUCAGUGUUCAGCAAUGUUGUCUCUAACUUGACUUUCUUUUCAAGAAUUAGAUAACAGGUAUGUUUUUGCACAGAAAUGGUCUAUAAAAAUUACAGUUCAUUUUCCUUUCUUGCUGGAAAAGAGUUUGAGUAAUCUAAUAAGCCUUCAAUAAUGGCUAAGCUCAUAUUAAUUUAUAUGGAUCCAGUGCCCCAUACCGAAAGACAACAUUGCUCCUUUCUCUUCACCCUUCAAGCUGAAGUAUGUAACUUUUUCAGUGUUUAAAAACUUUCUUCUAUCCCAACUUUAUAUGCAGGGACAAAUACAAGUAAGCCAUUCAUAGGUUAAUAUUCUCGAAAACUGUAAACACUGUAUCUCUGUGGCACUAUCAAAAUUGGUGUGUUUGUUUUGAGUGACCUACCCCAACAACGUUACUCAACUAAUGGCGUGAGUUGGGGGUGAGGCUAUCUGGUUGUUUGAACAACUGCAGAUUAGGAGGCGCAUUCAGAAAGCAUUACAUUACAUACUUCAGCUUUUACAUCUAUCACUCAUUACACCGAUCAGCCACAACAUUAUAAACACCUGCCUAAUAUUAUGUAGGUCUUUCUCGCGCCGCCAAAAACAGCUCUUACCUGUCGAGGCAUGGACUCCACAAGACCUCUGAAGGUCUCCUGUGGUAUCUGGCACCAAGACAUUAGCAGCAGAUGUGGGGCCUCCAUGGAUCAGACUUGUUGGUCCAGCACAUCCCAUACAUUUUCGAUCGGUUUGAGAUCUGGGGAAUUUGGAGGUCAAGUCAACACCUUGAACUCUUUGUCAUGUUCCUCAAACCAUUUCUGAACAAUUUUUGCAGUGUGGCAGGGCGCAUUAUCCUGCUGAAAGAGGCCACAGCCAUCAGGGAAUACCGUUGCCAUGAAGGGGUUUACGUAGUCUGCCACAAUCUGUAGGUAGGUGGUACGUGUCAAAGUAAAAUCCACAUGAAUGACGCACACACACCUGCCCAUCCACAUGGUCUAGAAGAAAAUGUGAUUUAUCAUACCAGGCCACCUUCUUCCAUUGCUCCAUGGUCCAGUUCUGAUGCUCACGUGUCCAUUGUAGGCGCUUUUGGUGGUGGACGGGUCAGUAUAGGCGCUCUGACCGGUCUGCGGCUAUGCAGCCCCAUACGCAGCAAGUUGCACUGUGUGUUUUGACACCUUUCUAUCAUGGCUAGCAUUACGUUUUUCAUUAAUUUGUGCUACCGUAGCUCUUCUUCGGGAUAGGACCAGACGGGCUAGCCUUCGCUCCCCAUGCACUUCAGUGAGCCUUGGGCGCCCAUGACCCUAUUGCUGGUUCACCAGUUGUCCUUCCUUGGACCACUUUCGGUACGUACUAUCUUCUGUAUACCAUGAACACUCCACAAGACCUGCCGUUUUGGAGAUGCUCUGACCCAGUUUUCUAGCAAUCACAAUUUAGCCCUUGUCAAGGUCACUCUUUACACUUGCUAAAUGUUCCUGCGUUCAACACGUGAAAUUCAAGAACUGACUGUUCACUUGCUUCCUAAUAUAUCCCACCCCUUGACAGGUGCCAUUGUUCACUUCACCUGUCAGUGGUUCUAAUGUUAUGGCUGUUCAGUGUACUGUAUAUUGAAUAUGUCAAGAAACAUAUCAGCACAUUCAACAAUCUGUCAAUAGUGUAAAUAUUCCAAUGUAAAUCUGAAAACGAGUAAGGGGUGAAUUUGAUUUUGUUGUCGAUCAGUAGAACUAGCUGAACUGGACUUGUUGAUUACAUUGCUCUGUGAUUUCCCACCUCAAAGACCUUGCAUAGCUGCUACGCCUCUUUCGGGCACCAUACCUCAUCUGAAAUUGGACUCGAGAAUGAGCUGCCACCUGUUGAUCGCCACUUCAUUGGGAGCCUUAGCAGGAAGGACUCAUUAUAUUUAGCCUCAGUAAAAUUUUUAUAGGCACCUGAAGUUAAAUGUACUUUAAUGAGCUAGUUUGUCCCCAACACACAACACUAAAGUGAAGCCAUUGAGAGUACAUUCUGAGAAGAUAUUCUUGCAUGGUGCCCACUGAAAUGUCCCUGUCAUGUUUUUAUAAAAUACUUUGUUGAUGAUUCAUUCACAUGGAACCCUAUCCUGCACCCAGGUUAUCCCAAGUAGGUUUUGCUGCAGCCCGUAGAUUUUUAAAUUGGGACAGAAACUCCAUAACAGGGUGGGUUAGCUCCAGAAGGGACAAAGUUAUUCCAGUAGAAGGUUAUUGUCAACUUCAAAAGGGGGCGACAAUUCCACACAUGGUUAGGGCAAAGAAAAAGGUUAGAUGGGGAUCUGUGUACCUCUGUUGGUGGUUUUGAGCUCACACCCCUUUUUGCAGCUUUAUCCUUCUUGAAUCUCCACAGAGUUCUACAGAAUUUCAGUAGCCGUAACUCAGUUUGUACACAUCACCUGCCUUUUUUGUGUUUGUUUAUUAAAGACCCCAUGUGGCUUGAUGAGCACAGUUUUCCUUCAAGUGUUGAUGUAUUUCCUUUUGAAACAGGAAUUUUUGAAUUUUUUUGUCACAGCCAUGAACCAUGAUUAGCUACUUGGUAAUUGGUUGUAGGUGGUGUAGAGGGAGGGACAUUUCUAGAGAGCAUUUGAUUAAACAAAAAUCUGAUUAGUGCGUAGUUGUUAGUAUUUUUAUUACUUUUUCCCGGAAGAGAAAGACUUUAAAUUUUGAAUGUGGAUAUCUGCUGAAAGUUUAUUUUGUCAAUGUUAUGGAUGAUGGCGGCUGGAAGGGAAGCAAUUACUGUGUAGCUCCCAAAAGUUGAUCAGAUUGCUACUCAAACAGUAAUAGUCCUUAAAACAAAACCCAGCUCAAAGCUGCUACAAAAUAGGCAAAAUAUUUAUAUAAUAAUUAUUAAAUAUUCACAUUAUUAAUGCUAAAUUAAAUGUGUUAUUUUAAUUUACAAAUAACUACACGUGCAUCUCCGUGCCACAGAACACACCUCGCUUGACAGCUACACGUUUACAUUUCAUUCGCUGUCAAUCACGCAUAUCGUCUCUGGUUACUUAAAUGUAUCCCCUGUUCCCUGAUAAAAGCGGAACGAGAUGCUGCGCUGACUUAGCGCUUUGGGAACAACU
Molecule: messenger RNA, 6363 nt
Organism: Xyrauchen texanus (razorback sucker)
Lineage: Eukaryota; Metazoa; Chordata; Actinopteri; Cypriniformes; Catostomidae
Product: glutamate receptor 1-like
Exons: 16
Coding region: 167-2911 (914 amino acids)
Biological process (GO): modulation of chemical synaptic transmission; synaptic transmission, glutamatergic
Cellular component (GO): plasma membrane; postsynaptic membrane; AMPA glutamate receptor complex
Molecular function (GO): transmitter-gated monoatomic ion channel activity involved in regulation of postsynaptic membrane potential; AMPA glutamate receptor activity
Source: RefSeq, a predicted model, not a curated record